UUGGGGACAAAAAAGCUACAAAGCAUAGUUUUUCCAGAACUUUUUGCUAACAAGACGCCUCUACUGUUUAGUGCCUCGUCGAGAGAGCCUGGAGCGUGGCUGAUUGUGCGGGUUGGGAGGGCAACCCAACCGAUGGAAGACGUUACCGUUCUGUCUGUCCCACCUUCAACGGUGCCCCAUGUGAUAAUUAAAUCACUUACCUGUGGUGAAAAUGUAACGAUAAUUUGA
Messenger RNA from Bipolaris victoriae FI3, 228 nucleotides. RefSeq lists its product as hypothetical. The annotation marks the transcript as partial. NCBI's taxonomy places the organism in Eukaryota, Fungi, Ascomycota, Dothideomycetes, Pleosporales, Pleosporaceae. The transcript has a single exon. The record is from RefSeq and is a predicted model, not a curated record.